CCCGCCCCCCCCCACCCCCGGGCCGUGAUGUCACGGGGCCGGGCCGGGCCCAGCCGCCGCGGGACCCGACAGCCCACGCCUGCAGCCAUGGAGGAGAGCCCAGAUUGGGCCACCCUUAGCCCCCAGGAGUUUGCCCAACUGCAGAAAUACCUGGACUACAGCAGCCGGAAGGUGCAGGACGUGCUGCGGGAUUUCUAUCACGACGGGGCCCUGUCGCGACACCGCCAGGGAGAGUGCGUCGACUUCGAGGGUUUCACACUGUUCCUGAGGAGUUACCUGGAGGCGGAUGAUGUCCCAGAGCCGCUCUGCCACCAUCUCUUCGCCUCUUUCCAGAGCGGGGCCACGGCGCUGGGCAGCCAGGCGGGCAGCGACCUCGUCUGCAUUAAUGACGUCUCCUGCUACUUCUCGCUGCUGGAGGGGGGACGCCCCGAGGACAAGCUGGAGUUCACUUUCAAGCUGUACGACAAGGACGGGAACGGGCUCCUGGACAGCUCGGAGGUGGACCGGAUCAUCACCCAGAUGAUGCGGGUGGCCCAGUACCUGGACUGGGACGUCACAGAGCUGAAACCGAUCCUGCAGGAGAUGAUGCGGGAGAUCGACUACGAUGGCAGCGGGACGGUGUCGCUGGCCGAGUGGCUGCGUGGGGGGGUCACCAACAUCCCGCUGCUGGUGCUGCUGGGGCUGGAGGGGCACAUGAAGGAUGAUGGGCAGCACAUGUGGCGCCUGAAGCACUUCAACCGGCCCGUGUACUGCAACGUGUGCGAGACGCUGCUGGUGGGGCUGCGCAAGCAGGGGCUAUGCUGCACCGUGUGCAGGUUCACGGUGCACGAGCGCUGCGCGCGCCGCGCGCCCCCCAGCUGCGUCAGCACGUACGCCAAAUCCCGCCGCGAGGCCGGGGUCCAGGCCCAUGUCUGGGUGAAGGGCGGCUGCGAGGCUGGCAAGUGCGGGACGUGCCAGAAGAAGAUCAAGAGCUUCCAGAGCCUGACGGGGCUGCACUGCGUCUGGUGCCACCUGAAGAUCCACGAGGAGUGCCUGCCCCUCGUGCCCCCCGCCUGCGACUGCGGGGUCCUGCGGGACCACAUCCUGCCCCCCGCUGCCAUCUACCCCGUCCUGCUGGAGAGGCAGGACAGCCAGCGGGAUGGCGGCGGGACGCCGGCAGAGGAGAUGCCGCAGGUCUUCACCACCCCCGAGGGGCAGGCGCUGCGGGUCAGCCCCAUGCCCGACACCCACCCGCUCCUCGUCUUCGUCAACCCCAAGAGCGGAGGGAAGCAGGGGGAGAGGGUGCUGCGGAAGUUCCAGUAUCUGCUCAACCCCCGGCAGGUUUAUAACCUGCAGCAGGGAGGACCCACCCCCGGGCUUAAUUUCUUCCGGGACGUGCCAGAUUUUCGGAUCUUGGUGUGUGGCGGCGACGGCACCGUGGGCUGGAUCCUGGAUGCCAUUGAUAAAGCCAACCUGCCCCACCAGCCCCCCGUGGCCGUGCUGCCGCUGGGGACCGGCAACGACCUGGCCCGCUGCCUGCGCUGGGGGGGAGGGUACACGGGGGAGGACCUGGUGAAGAUCCUGCGGGAGAUGGAGGGCGGCAGCCUGGUGCAGAUGGACCGGUGGCGGCUGGAGGUGCUGCCCGAGGACCCGGCAGCCGCGGGGGACCCGGUGCCCUACGAGAUCAUCAACAACUAUUUCUCCAUCGGGGUGGAUGCCUCCAUCGCCCACCGCUUCCACGUCAUGCGGGAGAAGUACCCGGAGAAGUUCAACAGCAGGAUGAAGAACAAGCUGUGGUACCUCGAGUUCGCCACCUCCGAGAGCAUCUUCGCCACCUGCAAGAAGCUCAAGGAGUGUCUGAGCGUGGAGUGCUGUGGGACCCCCCUGGACCUGAGCGGGGCCCUGGAGGGUCUGGCGGUGCUGAACAUCCCCAGCAUGCAUGGAGGCUCCAACCUUUGGGGUGAGACCAAGCGGGCGCUGGGGGAGGCGAGGAGACCCCCGGGGGCUGGGCCCCCCCCAGCCAUCACCGACGCCGAGACCCUCAAGACCUGCGUGCAGGACCUGAGCGACCGGCGGCUGGAGGUGGUGGGGCUGGAGGGGGUCCUGGAGAUGGGGCAGAUCUACACGGGGCUGAAGAGCGCGGGCAAGCGGCUGGCGACCUGCUCCGAGAUCACCCUGCGGACGCUGAAGCCCCUGCCCAUGCAGAUCGAUGGGGAGCCCUGGAUGCAGCCGCCCUGCACGAUCAAGAUCACCCACAAGAAUCAGAUGCCGAUGCUCAUGGCCGCGCCGCCCCGCUCCUCCAGCUUCUUCGGCCUCAAGAAGGGGCCCCCCGAGUCCUGAGGGGCCCGGGAGGGGGGGAAGAACCCCCCCCAAACUGUGCCCAGGCAGGGGACAAGGACCAAACCCCCCUCACGCGUGUGUCCCCAGCAGGGGUAGGUGGCAGCUGUGCCCCCCUCCCCUGCACCCAGGGGUGCUUGGAGCCCACGGGUGUCAUGCCAGGGUGGUGGGGGGCUGCGUGCGGCCCCCCCUGUGUGUGCCACAGUGGCUGGAGCCCCCCCCACCCUAUUUAUUAUCCUCCCUCCCCUCAAUUUCAAGUGCCUCUUGCAGUAAUAAAGCUGGUGGUGAGACAGGCA
Messenger RNA from Tyto alba (common barn owl), 2612 nucleotides. RefSeq names its product diacylglycerol kinase alpha (gene DGKA). The transcript is spliced from 24 exons. The coding region runs from base 28 to 2319 and encodes 763 amino acids. Lineage: Eukaryota; Metazoa; Chordata; Aves; Strigiformes; Tytonidae. Gene Ontology annotation, cellular component: plasma membrane. Gene Ontology annotation, molecular function: calcium ion binding; 2 iron, 2 sulfur cluster binding; ATP-dependent diacylglycerol kinase activity. Gene Ontology annotation, biological process: intracellular signal transduction; lipid phosphorylation; diacylglycerol metabolic process. The record is from RefSeq and is a predicted model, not a curated record.